Arctia plantaginis is the source of this 2697-nucleotide messenger RNA. The record is from the annotation of a GenBank genome assembly. Lineage: Eukaryota; Metazoa; Arthropoda; Insecta; Lepidoptera; Erebidae.
AUGGCGUUUUCUCGAAUAAUUUGGUUCAUCGUGUUAGCUGUGAUAGCUGAAGCAUCCCUAUAUGACGAUGACUAUGACACGUAUACAAAGGCCUACGACUACAGGAAUGCAGAGAGUCGCACUUGCACAGAAUCAGAGUUUCGCUGCAAAACAGGAAGAUGCAUACCGCGUUCCUGGCAUUGCGACAAUGAAAAAGACUGCCCUGAUGGUUCGGACGAAGAGCCUGGCACAUGCACUUUACAAAGGCGUUGUCCGGAACACAAAUUCGUGUGCACUACUGGGCAGUGCAUACCACUGUCGUGGCAUUGUGAUGAUGUGGCCGAUUGUGUAGACGGCUCUGACGAGCAUCAAUGCGAGGGAAAGUCGUGCGGGCCCGAAGAGUUCACAUGCAGAGGGAGAGAAGGGGAGUGCGUACCGCUCACGUGGAUGUGCGACGACAAUGCUGACUGUUCGGAUGGAUCUGACGAAAAAGCAUGCAAUGAAACCUGCCGCUCCGAUGAGUUUACAUGUGGCAAUGGCAAGUGCAUUCAACUGAGAUGGGUGUGCGACGGAGACGAUGAUUGCGGAGAUGAUAGUGAUGAAACCAAGUGUCCCGCGCCAACCUGUCAACCGAAUACGCAUUUCUCUUGUGCUAAUGGACACUGUAUAUCUGCCUGGUGGCGCUGCGAUGGAACCGAGGACUGUCCUGAUGGUACUGAUGAAGUGGGCUGCGCGGCUACUCCAAAAGUUAGAUCACCGUGCAUAUCAUCAGAAUUCGAGUGCAAGGAUCGAAUGACGUGCGUCCACAAGGCGUGGGUUUGCGAUGGUGAUCGCGAUUGUCCAGAUGGUGGCGAUGAAGAUCCUCAAAGGUGCCGUGGCAACGUUACCUGCAGGCUCGACCAGUUUCAAUGCAAAGACCAUAGCUGUAUUCCAGGAGCAUUGUACUGCAAUGGAGAUAUUGAUUGUCCAGAUGGCAGUGAUGAGCAUAAUUGCACUGUUCUUAAAACUAUUUGCGAUAAAAAGACUCAGUUCGACUGUGGUGGUGGCAUGUGUAUUCCUCUCUCAAAGGUUUGUGACAAGCAUCCAGACUGUCCAAACUUCGAAGAUGAACCUAGAGAUCGAUGUGGCGAGAAUGAAUGUUCUAAGAAUAAUGGUGGAUGCACGCAAAAAUGUGUGGAUACACCUGUCGGAUACUACUGCGAUUGUGAUAAAGGAUACAAACUUGUUGACAACAGAACUUGCGAAGAUGUCGAUGAAUGCUCAGACCCCGGCGCUUGCUCUCAAAUGUGUAUCAACGAGAAAGGCACUUUUAAGUGCGAAUGUCACGCAGGAUACGCUCGUGAUCCUCGGGACCGCACGAGAUGCAAAGCUACUGAAGGACACCCAUCCCUACUGUUUGCAAGACGUUUCGAUAUUCGCAAAAUUAGCCUAGACCACCAUGAAAUGGUCGCAAUCGUCAAUGACACGAAAUCAGCUACAGCGUUGGAUUAUGUAUUUAGAACUGGAAUGAUUUUCUGGAGUGAUGUGACUGAUGAAAAAAUAUACAAGGCGCCUAUAGACGAAGGUACUCAACGUACAGUGGUGAUUGGUGAUCAGCUCAUCACAUCAGAUGGCCUUGCAGUCGACUGGAUAUAUAAUCAUUUGUACUGGACAGACACCGGCAAGAACCACAUCGAACUCUCAGACUUGCAGGGCAACAUGAGGAAGAUUUUAAUCAGAGAUCAACUUGAAGAACCGAGAGCAAUAGCGCUUAAUCCUCUUGACGGGUGGAUGUACUGGACUGAUUGGGGUCAAGUUUCGAAGAUUGAGCGUGCUGGAAUGGACGGCUCUCACCGACAAACCAUAGUGUCGUAUGACGUCAAAUGGCCGAAUGGUCUGACUCUGGAUCUUGUGCGCAAACGCGUCUAUUGGGUUGAUGCUAAAAUGAACAUGAUAUCAUCGUGUAAUUACGACGGAACAGGCCGUCGAGUGAUUCUAUAUUCAACGGACGUACUGCGUCACCCGUUCUCCAUCACCACAUUUGAAGACUGGGUAUACUGGACUGACUGGGAUAAAGCUGCGGUCUACCGUGCGAAUAAAUUUAACGGCAAAGAUAUAGAAGCAAUCACACCAACCCACAAUCUCCAAAAUCCGAUGGUUAUCCAUGUCUAUCACCCGUAUCGUCAACCUGACGGUGUAAACCACUGUGCGGCAGUCAACGGCCACUGUUCUCAUCUCUGCCUGCCUGCGCCACGCAUUGGACAAAACUCACCUCGCGUGUCGUGCGCAUGCCCCAAUGGGUUGCGACUUCUACCAGACAACCAGAUGUGUGUCGAAGACAAUGCAAUAAAACCAGAUGUGGAGGUGCAUAAUAAACCGACUAUUGGUCCAAUUAUAAACGAAGAAAAACCUGUAACCAGUGUACCAGAAACACCCAAAACAGGCACAGGAAUCUCAAGCAGCGGUCGCGAUGCCGGCAUGGUUGCAGGCGUUGUAGUGGCAGUAAUCUCUGGUGUAGUGAUAUUGGCAGCACUGAUCGCAGUGGUUAUGUACAGACAUUACGUGCACCGUAAUGUUACCUCAAUGAACUUUGAUAAUCCCGUGUACCGCAAGACUACGGAGGACCAAUUUGCGCUCGAGAAGAAUGGCUAUGCACCAGGCAGCAAGCUGUACCCUAGCACUGUGGGCGAAGAGGCCCAGGAACCUCUCAAUACGCCGGGUACAAAUGAAUUUGUAUAG